Molecule: messenger RNA, 648 nt
Organism: Plasmopara halstedii
Lineage: Eukaryota; Oomycota; Peronosporomycetes; Peronosporales; Peronosporaceae
Product: small nuclear ribonucleoprotein family protein
Exons: 2
Coding region: 1-648 (215 amino acids)
Biological process (GO): mRNA splicing, via spliceosome
Cellular component (GO): U2 snRNP; U4/U6 x U5 tri-snRNP complex; U5 snRNP
Molecular function (GO): RNA binding
Source: RefSeq, a predicted model, not a curated record
AUGGUGAUGACGAAGAGCAGUAAGAUGCUAAACUACAUCAACUACCGCAUGAAGGUGACGUUGCAAGACUCGCGCGUUCUCAUUGGAUACUUCAUGGCAUUUGACAAGCAUAUGAAUUUGGUACUGGGUGAUUGCGAAGAAUUUCGGACGCUAAAGGCGAAAAUCAAGGCGGCGGUGUCGGAAGAGCGUGUCGAAAAGCGUCAUUUAGGCUUGGUUCUCUUGCGGGGCGAGAGUGUGGUGUCGCUUACUGUAGAGGGUCCACCUCUUGCCAAAGAAAACGAAAUUGUCGGACCAAGCGGUCCUGGCAUGGGGCGUGCGGCGGGACGUGGAAUCCCGGCAGCACCUAUGGGUGGUCCUCCUAUUGGACUGAUGGCACCUAUGCGUGGUAUUGGACACCUUGGACCAGGAUUGAUGCAGCCCGGGCAAGUAGCGGCAAUGGCUCAACCACAAGCGUAUGGACGAGGUCGUGCUGUUCCAGGACCCACUGGCGGAAUAAUGCCGCCCCCACGACCGAUGCCAGGCAUUGGAAUGCCAAUACCAGGAAUGGCCCUGCCUCCCGGAAUGGGACCUCCCCCAGGUGUGCCUCCACCUGGGAUGCGUGGACCAGCAGGGCCGCCUCCUGGCAUGCGCGGCCCCCCAGGGCAGUAG